UCUCUCUCUCUCUCUCUACAACCUUCUUCUUCUUCUUCUUCUUCUCUCUCAUUCACAGAAAUAUUCUUACAAGAGAGAAGAAGAAGAAGAAGAAUGUGGGUAUUCUAUCUGAUAUCGCUACCUCUAACAAUGGGGAUGGUUGUGAUGACCUUGAAGUAUUUCGCGGGUCCCCAUGUCCCCAGAUACGUUCUCUUCACCGUUGGAUACACCUGGUUCUGCUCUCUCUCUCUCAUCAUCCUCGUACCCGCCGACAUUUGGACCACAAUAAUGGGCCACUAUAAUGGAGGGAUAUCUUUCUUUUGGAGCUUUUCAUAUUGGAGUACUUUUUUACUUACCUGGGUUGUGGCGCCCACUAUUCAGGGUUAUGAAGAUGCUGGAGACUUCACUAUGACAGAAAGAUUGAAAACGAGCAUACAUGCAAACUUAGUCUUUUACCUUUGCAUUGGCGCUAUUGGACUUUUUGGACUUAUACUACUCAUUCUGUUACGCAGAAAUUGGAGUGGUGGUAUUCUGGGUUUAGCCAUGGCUUGCUCAAAUACUUUUGGACUUGUUACUGGUGCAUUUCUUCUUGGCUUUGGUCUGAGUGAAAUUCCAAAAGGCAUUUGGAAAAAUGCAGAUUGGACUGCUCGCCAAAAGGUUCUGACACAUAAAGUUGCCAAAAUGGCUGUGGAACUUGAUGAUGCACACCAAGAAUUUUCAAAUGCUAUUGUGAUUGCUCAGGCAACAUCAAAGCAGAUGUCCAAGCGUGAUACUUUGAGACCCUACAUGAAUAUCAUUGAUGAUAUGUUGUUUCAAAUGUUAAAAGAAGAUCCUUCUUUCAAACCUCAAGGUGGGAGAUUAGGAGAAAAUGAUAUGGAUUACGACACUGAUGAGAAAUCAAUGGCAACACUAAGGCGUCAACUUAGAAGAGCUCGAGAGGAGUAUUACCGGUAUAGAAGCGAAUAUACCAAAUUUGUGUUGGAAGCCCUUGAGCUGGAAGAUACUGUGAAAAAUAAUGAGCGCCGUGAUGUGACUGGAUGGAAAUAUAUUUCAAGCUUUAGGCCUGAACGAUCAGGCACACUAGGUUCUUUUCUUGAUAUGAUUGAGUUGAUGUGGCGGUGUAUUCUAAGAAAGCAACUUAAGAAACUCUUGGCAAUUAUAUUAGGUUGCAUGUCAGCUGCAAUUCUUUUAGCGGAGGCCACAAUACUGCCCAGUGGAGUUGAUUUAUCUCUUUUCUCUAUUCUCAUAAAUGCCGUAGGAAGGCAGGAGGUACUUGUGCAGGUAGCUGCUUUCAUUCCUCUGAUGUAUAUGUGCAUAUGCACAUAUUAUUCCUUGUUCAAAAUUGGAAUGCUGAUGUUUUACUCACUGACACCCAGGCAAACAAGCUCGGUCAGCUUGCUUAUGAUAUGCUCGAUGGUUGCGCGAUAUGCACCUCCAAUUUCAUACAACUUUCUCAAUCUCAUUCGUCUUGAUGGUGAUGAAAAAACUAUCUUUGAACAGAAAAUGGGAAAUAUAGAUGAUGCAGUCCCUUUCUUUGGAAAAGGAUUCAACAAAAUCUAUCCCCUUAUUAUGGUUAUAUAUACCAUUUUAAUUGCAAGCAGUUUUUUUCAUCGGGUGAUUGAAUACUUUGGGAAUUGGAAGAUAUUCAAGUUUCAAAAUGAAUCAGAUGAUAUGGAUGGAUUUGAUCAGUCAGGAGUAAUUAUUCUGAAAAAAGAACGGUCUGGGCUUGAGCAAGGACAUAAAGUUGGCGAGCAUGUUAUUCCAUUAGCAAGGAAUUUCAACAAUGUUACCAUUGACAUUGAACCUGGGAGCAAUAAUGUGGAGAAGGUUAACACUGAAUUGAAAUCAACGAAAGUGAUGGAGGAUGGAAAGAGAGGUCAAUUACAAUCUUUAAAGGAAGAGGCCCUAAUUGAUACAAGCAGAGAAGCUAUCAACAAUAUGGAUUUGGUUGAGAAAAAUGUAACCUCCUCAACAGCUGAUUCAAGCAAUCUUCGAAAUGUAACAGCAGGAUCAUCAUCUAGAUUAGCCUCAAAGUGGGAAGCCAUGAAGACUGGUUUUCAAAACUUGAAGUCUAACAUUGUUGCCAAGAGAUUCAUUCCUUUACGCCAGGGUCAAGAAACCAAAAUUGAUCAUGUUUCCUCAUCUGAAUCACUUGAUGAAAUAUUUGAGAGAUUGAAACAGCCAACCGUGAACCGUAGAGGUUAUUACAAUGAUGACAAUGAUGAUGAUCAUGGCUUGGACAUCAGGGAGAUGCAAUCAUCCAGAUAGUCUCUUACACAUUAAGCAGAGCCAUUAUGAAAAUAGGUAUAAUCAUUUUGGGUUAAUACUCUAGAGAUGUGUUUCUAGGAUAGUUGAAUUUUACUCUUCAACAAAUUCUAUUGUGACUGGAUCACCUGUGGUCUAGAGAAUUCUCAACAUGCUAAAAGCACACACAUUUUUUACUAGUUGAUUGGGGUUAAAUGUAAAAAGAAAAUAUGGCCCAUGAUUUGAAGAGGAGUGAUUUAUGGGGAACUCAGCGGGUAAGUACUGUAAUUUUAAGCACGUGGUAGAUUACUGCAUGCAUCUUGUGUAUAGUCAUUUAUACAUGUGACGUUUUUCUCCAA
This is a messenger RNA of Quercus lobata, 2582 nucleotides long. RefSeq names its product LMBR1 domain-containing protein 2 homolog A-like. Lineage: Eukaryota; Viridiplantae; Streptophyta; Magnoliopsida; Fagales; Fagaceae. The transcript is spliced from 14 exons. The record is from RefSeq and is a predicted model, not a curated record. Gene Ontology annotation, cellular component: membrane. The coding region runs from base 94 to 2247 and encodes 717 amino acids.